GCCGAUAGUUUGUGAGUGGCCUCCGCGAUAUCCACACGGUUGUUUUUCAUUCAAGCGCGCUCUUCGUGGUACUCAUAUUCGUACUCUUCAGUGUUGACUAUAGCACACUUGUUACGAUGUAAAUAAACAAAAAAAAAACCGUGCCCCCGCCUCUGACUCACAGUCCGCAGUUUUAAGUAUGUAAACAAGAUUGUGUUGUGGAAUAUAUUAUUGUAGUUUGUGGAAAAUAAUUAUACUUGUUGUGAUACGUAGAUAAUACUGAGUGAAGCUUCAGUUAACGUUUGUUUUUUACGUAAAGGAUGCCGAUUUGCCAAUACAAGGUCGUAUUUGGAUUCGUUCAAUGAUGAGGGGUGAGCGGGAGUAGUAGGGGGCCCGUCAUGAAUUCUGACGUGCAUCGUCAUCAGGCGCAUCCGCCAUUGGCACAGCACGGAGUGCACGGUGCGGCGCAGGGCGUGGGCCCUUGUGGCUGGUAUUCGGCUUCUGCCGCUCCUGCACCCACGGCCCCUGCUCGUCUUAAGCGCGUACAAGCACCUCAUCAGCUACCGUCUGGAGGGAACUUGAGCGGCAGUAAUGGCCCGCACGCGCCUCUCUCCCCGUCCGCAUUGCAGAAUACUAUACCGCACAAUCUUAUAAUGUCAUCGUCAGUCCGGACACCCGCUCCGGCCGCCACUGUACCGUCCGCCAUGCACACCUCACAAACAGCACCAGCAGUCACGAAAGGACAGAGCGAUGUCUUGGUAAACUCGUCGUCCGUACAGAACCCACCGCCGGCCGGCAACAGGCUGGUCAAUAUGACACAGUGGCCAUGGCAUCACGGCGCGAUAUCGAGGGAGCGAGCGGAGGCGUUGCUCUCCGGCUCUCCGGACGGCGUUUUCUUGGUGCGAGAGAGCACUAACUUCCCAGGAGACCACACGCUGUGCGUCCGAUUCCGAGGAAGGGUGGAACACUAUAGAGUAAAAUGGGCGACAGCGCCCGACAACCAAAACCAACGUCUGACCAUAGACGACGAAGAAUUCUUCGAUAACAUGACGGACUUAAUUCAUCACUACCUGCAAGACGCGGACGGGCUGUGCACAAAGCUGGUGCGGUGCCUCCCCAAGGCGACGGCGAACGGCACCAACAACAACGGCGCCCCCCAGCAGCAGUACCCGCCCCACCCGCAGCAGCCGCCGCCGUAUCCGCCCACGCCGAGCGUGCCGAGCGCGCUGGCGGCGGGACACUUCCCGCACGCGUACGUCGCGCCGGCCGCCUCCACCGACCAGACGGACGGCACCUUGCAGUCGCAAAGCUUCGUUGACGCGCGUUGGAAAAUAGACGAGCGCGACCUUGAAAUCCGUGAAAAUAUCGGCAAAGGAGAAUUCGGCGACGUGAUGCUAGGGAUCCUGAACGGCACGCAGAAAGUGGCCGUCAAAAUUCUCAAAGAUCGGGAAGCCGCUAGUAAAUUCCGCGCUGAAGCUAGUGUGAUGGCAUCGUUGAAGCACGAGAACCUGGUCCGUCUGCUGGGGCUGGUGUUCACGAGCAGCGGCGGCACGUGCCUGGUGACGGAACACUGCGCGCAGGGCUCGCUGCUCGACUACCUGCGCAGCCGCGGCCGCCACUACGUCACGCAGCUCAACCAGAUCAACUUCGCGUUUGACGCGUGCUGUGGGAUGGAGUAUUUAGAAAGGCAACGUGUCGUACACCGCGACCUGGCGGCGAGAAAUGUGCUCAUCUCGGCGGAAGGCACCGCCAAGGUGGCGGACUUCGGUCUGGCGCGAGCUGGUGCGGCGCUGGAGGAUCCGGCGGAGGCGGCUCGGCUACAGGCCAAGUUGCCCAUUAAAUGGACAGCACCGGAGGCACUUAAAUAUAACAAAUUCUCGAACAAGUCGGAUAUGUGGAGUUUUGGAAUUUUAUUAUGGGAAAUUUACUCGUUUGGAAGAGUACCUUAUCCUAGAAUUCCGCUGGCGGAGGUGGUGCGGCACGUGGAGCGCGGGUACCGCAUGGAGGCGCCGGAGGGGUGUCCGCCCGGGCCCUACGAGCUCAUGCGCGCCGCCUGGCACGCCGACCCCGCCUCGCGACCCACCUUCCUGCACAUGCGCCGCAACCUCGCCGACAUACGCGACCACACGCCCGCGCAGGUACGCCCUAGCCUCCCCUACCGAUGACUUGCGGCGAUGUGC
Messenger RNA from Bombyx mandarina (wild silkworm), 2159 nucleotides. It is a transcript of the gene Csk, whose product is annotated as C-terminal Src kinase. The record is from RefSeq and is a predicted model, not a curated record. Gene Ontology annotation, molecular function: ATP binding; protein tyrosine kinase activity. Gene Ontology annotation, biological process: protein phosphorylation. Lineage: Eukaryota; Metazoa; Arthropoda; Insecta; Lepidoptera; Bombycidae.